GAAUUUCAUUAGGGAAGAUGGGGCAAGGCGCAUCGCUCGCCCGCGUGAUCGCGAACGAUGUGCGCGAGAUGAUGGCGUCUACCAACAAAGAAGCGUACAUGAAACAAUAUAACGCGUACAAAGAAGCGUCCUCGCGCCUUGAAGCCGCGCGUGUCAAGAACGCUGCGCUGCAACAAAACCUCGAAAUGACCAAGGCCAACGUGUACAUGCAAGCCGACCUUUUUCGGCAACAGAAAGAAAAGCUCGACUAUCAGAUCGAAGAGUAUGCCAACAUGCACGCCAUCGACAGUGAAUUCUUCGACAAACACAAGCGUGUCGCCGAACACAUGAAGCAACAUGCCGCCAACGUCGCCAAGGAAGCACCACUCCCGUCACCGCCCACGAAUACCGAGAGUGACGGUGACGACGUUACCAAGAAGACUGCACCUCCGACCAGUACUUCGUCGUAAGGAUUUUGUUAACUUGUUCAUCCAUCCUACACAAUGUCAUCGCAGA
Molecule: messenger RNA, 495 nt
Organism: Aphanomyces invadans
Lineage: Eukaryota; Oomycota; Saprolegniomycetes; Saprolegniales; Verrucalvaceae
Exons: 2
Coding region: 18-449 (143 amino acids)
Source: RefSeq, a predicted model, not a curated record